Messenger RNA from Tetrahymena thermophila SB210, 795 nucleotides. RefSeq lists its product as hypothetical. NCBI's taxonomy places the organism in Eukaryota, Ciliophora, Oligohymenophorea, Hymenostomatida, Tetrahymenidae. The record is from RefSeq and is a predicted model, not a curated record. The transcript has 9 exons.
AUGCAAUUUGUAUUUUAAAUUUAUUAAUCAAGAUUUAUUUAAAAAAUGGGAUAAUACUAAACAAAAUAAUAAGUCACUUAAAAUGAAUAUUAUAAUGAUUUGAAAGAAUUUCUUAAAUCAAACUAUUCAGGUCACUAAUAGCUGAAACUAGAAUUUAAGGACUUAUCUGAUAAAGAUGCAUCUAAUUUAUCAAAAGCAUUAGAUUAAUGUAUUAACAUUGUAGAAUUAAACAUCUUGGUUGAAUUUAGACAUAUAAUAGAAGAGACAAGUGUUUUAAGAUUUUUAAGCUUUUCUUAAAAACCUGUUUAUAGAAUAAACAGUGGCUGUUUCAAAAAAUUAGUCCAAGCCUUACAAAAUUGUAAAAAAAUGUAGACAUUAAGAAUAAAAACGGAAUAGAUUGAGUUAUAUACAAGAGAUGAUUUUGAAGAAUACAUGAUUGCUUUAGGCAAAAGUAUAAGAGUAUUUAAAAAUCUUUAAAAUUUGUCAAUUUAGGAUGAUAUUAUGAUUAGAAAUUAAGGAGCAAUUUCUCUGAUAAAUGCGAUAAGUGAAUGCACUAAUCUUUCAAGUUUAGAUAUGAGGUUAAUCUUGUAAAAUCAAUUAGAUGAAAAUAAUGAAGUAUUUUCUUAACUUGGAAAGCUAAAGAAUCUGAAAAUUUUAAAGCUUUUAAUUGAGUAUUUUUCAUUUAAAAUAAUAAAAAAACUUUACCAUAUUUCUUAUUUAUAUUUUAACUUAAUACAGUAGUAAGUAUUAAGAGAAUAUAAUAGAAAGUUGUCCUUAAAUACUUAAGUAUUUUGA